AUGGAAGCCCUCACUCUAAUACUGUUUGCUGCUGCCCUUGUGUUGGCGUGUGGUGCUUAUACUCUCUACUCAGCCAUGGAGGGCUGGAGCUGCAUCAAGUCCCUGUACUUCUGCUUCGUGGCCUUCAGUACGGUGGGUUUCAGGGGACCUGGUUAGCAGCCAGGAAGAGUCCUACGGAGGAGCCCCCUGUGGAGCCUACCAGGUGGCUAACUGCCUCGUCAUGCUCCUGGGGGUAUGCUGUACCUACUCCCUCUUCAAUGCCUUCUCUGUCAACAUCAAACAGGGGCUGAACUGGAUCCUGAGUCAGCUGAUCCAUCUACGUAGCUGCCUGUGCCACGGCAGACCUCUACGAUGCCCACUGUUGCCCAUGUUCUUGCCAAACCCUAUGCCACAGGAACAUGGACUUGAGCACCACCAAAGCCAGAGAAAUGGGGCAACACGGAUACAGGCUUCCCGGAGGGGAUGUCAUACAUGUCGGACCACCAUGA
Molecule: messenger RNA, 488 nt
Organism: Coregonus sp. 'balchen'
Lineage: Eukaryota; Metazoa; Chordata; Actinopteri; Salmoniformes; Salmonidae
Source: the annotation of a GenBank genome assembly